Messenger RNA from Elaeis guineensis (African oil palm), 1377 nucleotides. Its product is annotated as 11-beta-hydroxysteroid dehydrogenase A. NCBI's taxonomy places the organism in Eukaryota, Viridiplantae, Streptophyta, Magnoliopsida, Arecales, Arecaceae. Gene Ontology annotation, cellular component: cytosol. The record is from RefSeq and is a predicted model, not a curated record. Gene Ontology annotation, molecular function: oxidoreductase activity.
UAUUGAUACAACGAGAGCACCGCAAGCCCUAUCGCUUCUCUCUCCCUACCCAUGGGUUUCUUCAAUAGCUUUCUUAGUGUUGUGAUGCAUGUGGCCGUUGCUAUAUUCCUUUUAGCCUACUUACCUGUUAGGAUGGUGUGGAGAUUGGUUCGAUGGAUGCUUGUGAGACCUUUCUCACAGGAGGACGUCAAAGGAAAGGUUGUUCUCAUCACCGGAGCUUCCUCCGGCAUUGGUGAGCACAUAGCUUACCAAUAUGCUAUGAGAGGGGCAUCUCUGGUUCUUGUUGCAAGGAGAGAGCAUGCUCUCAAUUCAGUAGCUAAGACCGCAAUUGAGCUUGGGGCGCCGGACGUGCUUGUGAAACCUGCUGACAUCUCCAUCCCCAAUGAAUCAGAACGGAUCAUUGAAGAGACUAUUGCUCACUUUGGCCAAUUGAAUCACCUCGUUGUCAAUGCUGGAAUCUGGAGCAGCUGCCUCUUUGAAGAUAUCGCCAACAUAUCUGCCUUCACACAAGUGAUGGAUGUAAACUUUUGGGGCUCAGUAUAUCCAACUUAUUAUGCAAUUCCACACCUCAAGACUAGCCAUGGCAACAUCAUUGUGACAGCAUCAAUGGCUGGCUAUGUUCCUACCGCAAGAAUGAGCUUCUACAAUGCAAGCAAGGCAGCAAUGAUUAGGUUCUAUGAGACAUUAAGAUCAGAGCUCGGCUCAGAGAUCCGGAUCACCAUCAUAACUCCAGGCUAUGUGGAAUCAGAAAUCACCCAAGGCAAAGUUCUUAAGAAAGACGGUGAAGUAGGCAUCGACGAGGAAGCUAGAGAUGUCCAGCUUGGACCGUUUCCUGUCGGCAGCACAAAGAAGUGUGCGGAGAUCAUUGUUGAUAGUGCAUGCAAAGGUGAUGAGUAUGUGACAUGGCCUUCCUGGUUCAAGCCCUUCUUUAUGGUCAUGUGCCUUGCUCCCGAGGUUGUGAACCGGUUUUCUCACUCAUUCCAUGUUGCUAAGCCAGGCACCACUUCGACCGAGACCCUGAGUAAGAGGAUCUUAGAGGCAUCAGGAGCCAAGAAAUUUUUCUAUCCAGCUUCAAUUCAAUCACCUAUCAUUAAGAUAUAGAUACGAAGUUGGCUCUAAUGCUAUUGUCAAGAAAUGAAACCAUAGUUGUUAUGGAUGUCUUUCUUAUAACAAUUCAGAACUUUGAAUCAAUUUAGGAUCCUGUGAUGCAAUAUUUUGAUCUUUUUUAUUUGUAAGAUGUGUCAUCUAUAAGUUAGAUAUGUAAGUUUCGUUGAUUAAUACACUUUUGUUAGACAUGAAAGGAAGCUUUGGAUAGCAUUGUUGCUUCAUUUUCUCUCUUGUUAAAUUGGAGUAAAGAGUACCAGCACAAUGACAGUU